UUCCAACUCUUCCUGUCCAUUGUUCCCAAUGAAUUGGGUUCUUCUACUGUUAAAGAUGGUUAGGUGGAGAAGGAAGAGCUCGGGAGCCAGUAAACGGAAAAGAUCGGCCGGAGAGAACGGGAGAGUGUUGCUUCAAGAACUCGUCGAAUGUUGCGACGGGAAAUCCAACCCGAUCAAAGCCUUCACGGCCGUCCAGAUCAUGGAAGCGACAGACAACUUCAGUCACGAGAAUCUCGUUCACUCGGACAGGUUCCAAUGCUACAGAGGCAUGCUCGAGGGGCGUCUCGUAAAGAUCAAGACCUGGCCGACAUAUGGAUGCCACCGGGACAAGGUCUGUCGGGAUAUAGCUGUUUCGUCGAUGGUGAGCGGCCACAAAAAUUUCCUCAAGCUGCUCGGGUGUUGCCUCGAGUUCGAUUAUCCAGUCCUGGUCUGCGAAUACUCGGAGGGUAUCGUUCAAAUCGUGCCUCCACCCGGGAUAGGUAAACGUUUAGAUCCGGCAUUGACGUGGAAAAUGAAGAUGAAGAUCGCUAAAGAGAUUGCCACCGCUGUCACUUACCUUCACACCACGUUCCCGAGGACCAUCGUCCACAAGAACUUGAAGCCAUGUAAGGUUUCCUUGGACGUGAAUGGAACCGCAAAGCUGAGCGAUUUCGCCAACUGUGUCUCCAUUCCGCUCGGAAAAUCGUUCGUGGAAGAUGAUAGAGUAGAGGGUACUUACGGUUUCGUCGAUCCAGACUACAUGUCAACCGGAACCGUGACAGAGAAAACCGAUGUCUACAGCUUCGGGGUGUUCAUGAGAGUUCUUCUGACAGGAAAAGCACCUUGCUGUAUCAACGAGCCGCUUGCAGAAUCUCUGUCCAAACUGGUUGAAGAUGACAGAAUCCUCGAGAUCGUGGACCCGACCAUGUUGCGGAAGAUGGGUUCGGUUUCAGGACGAGAACGGCGACAGAUGGAAGCUCUGGUUAUACUGUCAUUGAGAUGCACUGGACAUAGAGGGGAAGUUCCAAAGAUGAUUGAAGUGGCCAAGGAACUGAAAAUGAUCGAGAGAUAUAAUAUGAUUUGAAUAAACUUAUCAUUUAUUCCAGUAAAUAUAUAAUAUGAUCAUACAAAUGAAAAAUACAUCUAUGAAUUCA
Molecule: messenger RNA, 1133 nt
Organism: Tarenaya hassleriana
Lineage: Eukaryota; Viridiplantae; Streptophyta; Magnoliopsida; Brassicales; Cleomaceae
Product: non-functional pseudokinase ZED1-like
Exons: 1
Coding region: 29-1063 (344 amino acids)
Biological process (GO): protein phosphorylation; cell surface receptor signaling pathway
Cellular component (GO): plasma membrane
Molecular function (GO): ATP binding; protein serine/threonine kinase activity
Source: RefSeq, a predicted model, not a curated record